Amaranthus tricolor (Joseph's coat) is the source of this 1091-nucleotide messenger RNA. RefSeq lists its product as uncharacterized. The coding region runs from base 164 to 730 and encodes 188 amino acids. The transcript is spliced from 3 exons. NCBI's taxonomy places the organism in Eukaryota, Viridiplantae, Streptophyta, Magnoliopsida, Caryophyllales, Amaranthaceae. The record is from RefSeq and is a predicted model, not a curated record.
AUAUAAAAUUUCAAGUUUUCUUCAUUUCUUGUCGAUUGAAUACAAGCAGAAACUUAAAACAGUUCAACCUGUCAAGGGUUCAAGCGUAAGUGUGUAGUGUUAACUGCCCGUUGCCACCACCUUUCUGUUUCUGAGAAAUCAAAGUAGAAGCUGUCAGCUGAGAAUGAUGAUAGGAGCUUUGCACAACAGCUUCUUCGCUAACCCAUUACCUGUUCAUGUCCAAAUCCACAAUCCCAAACCCAGAAAACAAGCUCAAUUUUUCAGUAUUUCCUGCAGAUACCCACCUAAUGAUCACCAAAAUCAAACUGAUUCUUCCAGGAAAGUUGAGAAGAAGCUGGCAAAGCUAGCAAUGGUGACAUUAGCUGCUGGAGUGUUGACUCUGGGCUCAGUUGAUGAUGCUUCAGCUGCCAAAUCUUCUGGUCGUGUUGGUGGUCAAGCUUUUCGCUCUUCGGUUCCUCGUGCUUCUUCUCCUGGACUUAAUUCAAGGACGAAUAUUUAUGUGAAUCCGCCCGUAGCUCCACCGCUUGUUGGUGGAUACGGGUUUGGCUUCGGUUCCCCAUUCUAUGGUAGAUGGGGUUGGUCCCCGUUUUCAAGCUUUGCCCCAGGACCAGGCGUUGCUGUUGGAAUCGGUGGUGGAAUUAACCUCAUUGUCUGGUUCAUGAUUUUCGGAGCAAUUUCAGCUGUUCUUAGAAGCUUCUUUAAACUAAGGGAGGAUGAGGAUGGUUUUUAAAUGAUCAUGUAGAGCUAUUUGUAUCAUCAGAUGUAGCCAAUCAACCCAUCAGUACAUCAACUUAACGUAUAUAAUUGUAUAUGAACGAUGUCUUGCUAGAGGUGUUUCAACAGGGCGAGUCGACCCAACGGGUCAAGAGUCGGGUCACAUUUUAAUGUAAAUAUUGAUCAUGGAAGCAGAGUGUUAUUUUGUGAGUUUGACUAUAUGAGUUGCUUUUAACUCUGCUGAGGCUCCCUAAAACUAAUUUGAUUUUUAUUUCAUUCCUGGCCUCCAACCUUAAAAGGGAUUUGGAGGGUCAGAUGUACGUAAUUUUACCCUUAUUAUCAAAACUAACAAAGAAAUUAUUUCUGAUUAACUAUUA